Rattus rattus (black rat) is the source of this 1197-nucleotide messenger RNA. RefSeq names its product CTD small phosphatase like (gene Ctdspl). The transcript has 8 exons. The record is from RefSeq and is a predicted model, not a curated record. NCBI's taxonomy places the organism in Eukaryota, Metazoa, Chordata, Mammalia, Rodentia, Muridae. The coding region runs from base 68 to 898 and encodes 276 amino acids. Gene Ontology annotation, molecular function: RNA polymerase II CTD heptapeptide repeat phosphatase activity.
CCCCGCGCCCCCCGCGCCUAGCUUGCGGGGGGGCCGGGCCUGCGGGCGGCCGGCGCGGCGCGCACCCAUGGACGGUCCGGCCAUCAUCACCCAGGUGACCAACCCCAAGGAAGAUGAGGCCCGGUCGCCCGUCGCGGGCGAAAAAGCUUCCCAGCGCAACAUCAGCCUAAAGAAGCAGAGGGGUCGGAGUAUCCUUAGCUCUUUCUUCUGCUGCUUCCGAGACUACAAUGUGGAACCCCCUCCACCCAGCAGCCCCAGUGUGCUUCCGCCACUGGUGGAGGAGAACGGUGGGCUUCAGAAGGGUGACCAGAGGCAGGUCAUUCCCGUACCAAGUCCGCCAGCCAAAUACCUCCUUCCAGAGGUGACGGUGCUCGACCAUGGAAAGAAAUGUGUGGUCAUUGAUCUAGACGAAACCUUGGUGCACAGUUCGUUUAAGCCCAUUAGUAAUGCUGACUUCAUUGUUCCGGUUGAAAUCGACGGAACCAUACACCAGGUGUACGUGCUGAAGCGGCCGCACGUGGACGAGUUCCUCCAGAGGAUGGGGCAGCUCUUUGAGUGUGUGCUCUUCACCGCCAGCUUGGCCAAGUACGCAGACCCUGUAGCUGACCUCCUGGACCGCUGGGGCGUGUUCCGGGCCCGACUCUUCAGAGAAUCCUGUGUUUUCCAUCGAGGGAACUACGUGAAGGACCUGAGUCGCCUGGGACGGGAGCUGAGCAAAGUGAUCAUCGUGGACAAUUCUCCUGCCUCCUACAUCUUCCACCCUGAGAACGCAGUGCCUGUGCAGUCCUGGUUCGAUGACAUGACAGACACGGAGCUGUUGGACCUCAUCCCGUUCUUCGAGGGCCUAAGCAGGGAAGACGAUGUCUACAGCAUGCUCCACAGACUCUGUAGCAGGUAGCCCUGGCCUUGGCCCGUCUGUGCCUGUGCACUCUGGAACCCCUGGCUCAGGGGACCCGCCCGGCCUCCGCUCCCCGAGUGGAGCCUGGGAAGACUCCAUGCUUUGGGCCACAAGGUGAAUGUCUCCAUGCCUACCUGGUUUGUUUGUUGUUUUUUUUUUUUUUUUUAAAGAACAGAAACAACUAUUUUAAAGAAAAAAACAAAACUCUUUUAAUAGAUUUCAUAAACGGACGUGCAUUUUACCAGAUUCAAUUUUCUUAAAACAUACCAAAAAGAAAAAAAGAAAAAGAAGAAGAAGAA